Molecule: messenger RNA, 2363 nt
Organism: Sapajus apella (tufted capuchin)
Lineage: Eukaryota; Metazoa; Chordata; Mammalia; Primates; Cebidae
Gene: CDC16
Product: cell division cycle 16
Exons: 19
Coding region: 634-2214 (526 amino acids)
Biological process (GO): cell division
Molecular function (GO): protein binding
Source: RefSeq, a predicted model, not a curated record
ACAGAAACGCCACGUGUAAUGCAGAGUUUUCGGAACUGGGUGCUCAAUGACGUGGCCAAAUGCUUGCAGUCCAUUGGAGGGCUGGUUUUUGUUUACCAUAAGUCAGUGAACUCCGUGUUUUCUGAUCACUUUUUCUUCGGCACGGGGACGUAGUGAAGAGUAUGACAGGCCUGGUUUCCAGCCUCAGAGACACCGGUACUGAGCAUAUUUGUUACCAGCCUAUUGGCAUUCCUUCUGCCUUGGGCUGGCAAAGGUGGUCCUGGCUUUCAUCCAGGGGAACUGAGGCAGAAACUGUAGAAGACUGAGGACCGAGGAGCGGAACAGGGACUAAAGCCAACCGUAGGUCACUGUGGGUGGCUCUCACUGUCGGCUCCUUCAUUUUUGUUAGACUUGGAGGAGCAACAGUAUCAAAGUGCUCUAUUUUGGGCAGAUAAAGUAGCUUCACUCUCUCACGAGGAACCCCAGGACAUCUAUUGGUUGGCUCAAUGUCUUUUCCUGACAGCACAAUAUCACAGAGCCGCUCAUGCGCUUCGGUCACGAAAACUGGACAAGUUGUAUGAAGCAUGUCGUUACCUUGCAGCUAGGUGCCAUUAUGCUGCAAAAGAGCACCAGCAGGCCCUUGAUAUUCUUGAUAUGGAAGAGCCAAUCAACAAAAGAUUAUUUGAAAAAUACUUGAAGGAUGAAAGUGGCCUCAAAGAUCCCUCCAGUGACUGGGAGAUGUCACAGUCUUCAAUAAAGAGUUCUAUUUGUCUUCUCCGUGGGAAAAUCUAUGAUGCUCUAGAUAACCGAACCCUGGCUACCUACAGCUACAAAGAAGCUUUGAAGCUUGACGUCUACUGUUUUGAAGCAUUUGAUCUUUUAACUUCACACCACAUGUUGACAGCACAAGAAGAAAAAGAACUUCUUGAAUCGCUACCUCUUAGCAAGCUCUGUAAUGAAGAACAGGAAUUGCUGCGUUUUCUAUUUGAGAACAAAUUAAAAAAAUAUAAUAAGCCUAGUGAAACGGUCAUCCCUGAGUCUGUAAAUGGCUUGCAAGAGAAUCUGGAUGUGGUAGUGUCUUUAGCUGAGAGACAUUAUUAUAACUGUGAUUUUAAAAUGUGCUACAAGCUUACUUCUGUAGUGAUGGAGAAAGAUCCUUUCCAUGCAAGUUGUUUACCUGUACAUAUAGGGACACUUGUAGAGCUGAAUAAAGCCAAUGAACUUUUCUAUCUUUCUCAUAAACUGGUGGAUUUAUAUCCUAGUAAUCCUGUGUCUUGGUUUGCAGUGGGCUGUUACUAUCUCAUGGUUGGUCAUAAAAAUGAACAUGCCAGAAGAUAUCUCAGCAAAGCCACAACACUUGAGAAAACCUACGGACCUGCAUGGAUAGCCUAUGGACAUUCAUUUGCAGUGGAGAGUGAGCAUGACCAAGCGAUGGCUGCCUACUUCACAGCAGCACAGCUGAUGAAAGGGUGUCAUUUGCCUAUGUUGUAUAUUGGAUUGGAAUACGGUUUGACCAAUAACUCAAAACUGGCUGAAAGGUUCUUCAGCCAAGCUCUGAGCAUCGCACCAGAAGACCCUUUUGUUAUGCAUGAGGUCGGAGUGGUUGCAUUUCAGAAUGGAGAGUGGAAAACAGCUGAAAAAUGGUUUCUUGAUGCUUUGGAAAAAAUUAAAGCAAUUGGGAACGAGGUAACAGUUGACAAAUGGGAACCUUUGUUGAACAACUUGGGGCAUGUCUGCAGAAAACUUAAAAAGUACGCCGAGGCCUUGGACUACCACCGCCAGGCACUGGUGUUGAUUCCUCAGAAUGCGUCCACCUACUCUGCUAUCGGGUAUAUCCACAGUCUGAUGGGCAACUUUGAAAAUGCUGUGGACUACUUCCACACAGCCCUUGGUCUUAGGCGAGAUGAUACGUUUUCUGUUACAAUGCUUGGUCAUUGCAUCGAAAUGUACAUUGGUGAUUCUGAAGCUUAUAUCGGAGCAGACAUUAAAGACAAAUUAAAAUGUUAUGACUUUGAUGUGCAUACAAUGAAGACACUAAAAAACAUUAUUUCACCUCCCUGGGAUUUCAGGGAAUUUGAAGUAGAAAAACAGACUGCAGAAGAAACGGGGCUUACGCCAUUGGAAACCUCAAGGAAAACUCCUGAUUCCAGACCUUCCUUGGAAGAAACCUUUGAAAUUGAAAUGAAUGAAAGUGACAUGAUGUUAGAGACAUCUAUGUCAGACCAUAGCACGUGACUCCAGUCAGUGUUUCUGGUCCCGCUGUCCCAGUGUAGGAACAGAGACCCGCCUUAAGAGACUGGAUCGCACACCUUUGCAACAGAUGUGUUCUGAUUCUCUGAACCUACAAAUAGUUAAACAUAGUGGAAUAAAGAAGGUAAACCAUC